This is a messenger RNA of Lolium perenne, 567 nucleotides long. RefSeq names its product NADH-ubiquinone oxidoreductase 20.9 kDa subunit. The record is from RefSeq and is a predicted model, not a curated record. Lineage: Eukaryota; Viridiplantae; Streptophyta; Magnoliopsida; Poales; Poaceae. Gene Ontology annotation, cellular component: respiratory chain complex I.
CUCCCCCUCCUCCCAGCCCUGACCCACCUUCUCCUCUCCGCGACCAAAUCUGCCGCCGCGCCGCCGGAAGGAAGAGAGCCCCGCCGCGCCGCCAUGAACACCGACAUCACCUCGUCAGUGAAGCCGGAGUACCCGGUGGUGGACCGGAACCCUGCCUUCACCAAGGUCGUCGGAAACUUCUCCGCGCUCGACUACUUCCGCCUCUCCACCAUCUCCGCCGUCUCCGUCACCGUCGGCUACCUCUCCGGGAUCAAGCCGGGGAUCCGCGGGCCGUCCAUGGUGACCGGGGGCCUCAUCGGGGUGCUGGGAGGGUUCAUGUACGCCUACCAGAACUCCGCCGGGCGCCUCAUGGGGUUCUUCCCCAACGAGGCCGAGGUCGCGCGCUACAAGUACAGGCUGCAGUAGGGAGCCAUCGUUUCCCCUCAGCUCUCUACCGACAUCUUUUACCUUCCUGAUCUCGUCUUAGCUUCACCUGAUAUGGGCAAUGUAUGGCCUCGGUUGAAUAAAUGUGGUACCUUGCUGCACAGUUGUGAGGAAUUCAUGCUAUGAUUUAUCUCUUUUUUGGUA